AUGCCAUCCCACUCUCCUGUGAGCCAAAGCGAAGUCAACACCUACUCCUUGGACACCUCCGUCUCCUCACCAGAUGACCACUUCCCAGACCUGCACCCAUCAGAGCCCUUGUCCUUGGUCAUCCGCGCCAGUAAUGGCAAGUCUAAGCGCAACAGGUCCGACAAGAUCAAUGUGUCCACCAUUGUGAAACCCGAUGAGCUGGAGGUCUUCUACGCCCGGUACGCAGACGUUUGUAAGGCUGGAAUGACGGCCCUGAAACCGCGUGAUAGGAGCAGAAAGAAGGAGAAGGCCAAGGCCAAGAAGAAGAAAGCUGUUGCUUAG
Messenger RNA from Geosmithia morbida, 321 nucleotides. RefSeq names its product signal recognition particle subunit SRP14. Gene Ontology annotation, biological process: SRP-dependent cotranslational protein targeting to membrane. Gene Ontology annotation, molecular function: 7S RNA binding; endoplasmic reticulum signal sequence receptor activity. The record is from RefSeq and is a predicted model, not a curated record. Bases 1 to 321 code for a protein of 106 amino acids. The transcript is spliced from 2 exons. Gene Ontology annotation, cellular component: signal recognition particle, endoplasmic reticulum targeting. NCBI's taxonomy places the organism in Eukaryota, Fungi, Ascomycota, Sordariomycetes, Hypocreales, Bionectriaceae.